AUUGCAACCCUGUGUAUACUUCAAAAAUUAUUGCGGUGCCAGGCUAUUUUAAUUGUAGCAUAGCAAAACUGUGAGUGUUGUUAUUUUGAUAACGCUACGAUUUAUCAUUUAACAAAUUAAUAAGUUAUUAUAUUGAAAAAUGGCAUCCAAUCAAUGGGAGCUUGUUACAAAAACUAAAAAGCAACGAAAUUUAGAACGAAAGCUAGAGGCGCACAAUGAGAAAAAACGUUUAGCAGCUGUCGGACCAAGACUGGAAGAAAUUUUACCAGCAUAUCAGUAUCAAAACUUAUUGGCGGGAAGAAGUAUUACAGGCGAAAAGGAACGCAUUACUUCGUUAAAAUCGGCGUCAACAGGUACAAAAAGGAAAUCAAAAUCGCCGGUAAAAAAAAAUUCCAAAGAAUAUGAAACUAAAAGUAUGAAACAGCAAAACGUUAAUCAAACACCCAAACCAGCAGCUAAAAGUAAAGGACUGGAGGCCACUAUACGCGAAAUAACAGUAGAAAAAUUUAUAACACAGUUAGAACAAUUAAAGACCACAUAUGUCGCUUCGGAGCUGCUGUGGUUAAAAGGCGUUGCGAGCUUUUUUAAUUCGAAUUUAGUAUUCGAUUGCGAUCCAGUAUUUUCAGGAAAAUCAGCACAGUACCCAAGCAAUUUAUUACCGUUGCCGUUGAAACAAGCAUUAUUGCAGUUUCUACAAACUGUCGCCUUCGUUAAUUUGCAGUAUUUCUUCAGCAGUACGCUGACACAGAUGACAAUGGAUUUAAGUAAAAAUAUGCCAGUUGUUGGUUACAAAUUAAUUCUGCAAAUAGUUGGACAAAAUUGGCCAAGUGUUUGCUCAGAAAAUAUGGCUACAACGGCUAUGCUGCGAAACUCGUAUCAGAAUCGCAGUAAUAUAUGCUUAAGUAUCCUUUGGGCUGUUGGACAAUGCGGCUAUAUAAGUCUUAUGGAGGGUUUAAAAGUGUGGCAAAAUUUAAUGGUUCCUGUUUUAGAGUUUAAAAGCUACAGUAGAUUCGUGUCCGAGUAUAUAGAGAAGGUGUUACACGUAGCCGAUGAUCAAAGUUUGAAACUAAACCAAAACCAAUUUUUUCAAACCUUUAAAAUAUUGAAAACUUCGUCAAAUGGUCUACCUAGAGAAUGUCAAGAAGCACUGAUGCGUAGUGCGGAUGCAAUACUUCAAAAGUUUAUAGCAACAUCUAUGAAACAAUCCAAUAUAUUCCUGACGCUCUUACGUGAUCUGCACGAUGAAAAAAAGAAUCUCAUAGAAAUCAAAGGGUGCAUUAGUUGCUUAAAUAAAGGCAAUGACAGCUUCAGGGUAUGGAAAAUGAAUUAUAAAAAACAACUCCUACCAACAUUAAUUCUCUUGAGAAGUAUAAGUAAAAACUUUGAUGGCAUUGCAGCACCUUUAGAAAAAUCCGAAGCAUUCCAUGAAUUUUUAACACAAGUUCAAAUUUUAAGCAACGAAUUACGUGAUCCCAACAUGGAUAUCAUCAUGAACAUAAUACAGAGUACCCAAGAUAGAACCUCAAACAAGCGUAAACAAAAUGCAGAAGCGAAAAAGAAAUGCGGCUGCUGCAAAUGGGUUCUCGGUAGUGUAUUAUUGGUGGCCAUCAUCGGUGCUGCACUCACCUACGACACCAAUGUCAAUGGCAAAGGCGUGUUUGCUAAGUCUGCUACAGGGAAAUUUUUGAAAGAUGCCGGCUUAUUGCCGCAUGUGGAAAAGGCCUGGUACGUAACAAUGGGCACCUUAGCCCGCGCUUAUAAAUGGUCUGAAGAGCGUGUUCCAGGUAUAGCCAAGCCCGCUAUCAAGUUAUUGUGUGAUCUUACCAAAAUGUUGCGUAACGCUGCAUGCAAUAUAUUUACGACACUUCAAAACGUCAUCUCAUCGAAGCUGCCAGUAGCUGCUAAAUUUUUGGAACAAUACGUGCCCGGUUUGCCCCAAAAAAUUGAAAACAUCUCAGUGGCUGUGAAAAAUAUCGUCGUGGAUGUCUUUGGCAAGACUAUCAUGUUCUUUAAAGAAAAAGUUCUAGUCGGUUCGCUUUCACCUGAAAACCUAAGCAAAGCACUGAACCACACUCAGAACGUUGCGCUAGAGUACUAUAAUGUGUUCCACAAAAAGGUGGACACAUACGCGAAACUUAAAUGAUUCUGAAAACUUUACCCCGAACAACAGAACAACUAAACAAAUUACCUAAAUCUUAAUAUUUGUACCAAACAAAACUAAUUUAAACACAAAAACAACAAAAAAAGAUUAUUGUGUGAGGGCAGUUUUUUUUAUGUUUAUUUAGAAAAAUUUAAAAGAGAGCUCUCCGCCGGAUUGUAAAAACUAAGUAGCAAAAUAAUAAUUAUUUGGGAAAUAAUAGUUUUAAAUUCUUAGAAGCAUUGACAAGAGAAACCUCUUAUGAAAUUGUAUAAAUAAGUUAUUUAGCAAUCAAU
Molecule: messenger RNA, 2433 nt
Organism: Teleopsis dalmanni
Lineage: Eukaryota; Metazoa; Arthropoda; Insecta; Diptera; Diopsidae
Gene: Tmem214
Product: transmembrane protein 214
Exons: 11
Coding region: 140-2143 (667 amino acids)
Cellular component (GO): Golgi apparatus; endoplasmic reticulum
Source: RefSeq, a predicted model, not a curated record